Messenger RNA from Cicer arietinum (chickpea), 692 nucleotides. RefSeq lists its product as uncharacterized. The record is from RefSeq and is a predicted model, not a curated record. NCBI's taxonomy places the organism in Eukaryota, Viridiplantae, Streptophyta, Magnoliopsida, Fabales, Fabaceae.
GAAGUACCGAAAAUCCAGUCUCGUUUCUUCUACCAAACAAACAAAGAGAAAAAAGAGCUGAGUAACGAGUUGAGUUGGGGCGAGUUGCGAAGGAAGAAGAAGAAGAAGAAGAAGAAGAUGGGAGAGACAAGGCCAGUACCUCGAAGAGAGAGUCCAUGGGGAAUAACUGGAGAGAAUCAUCCUGAACCCAAAGCUCAUCGAUGCAAUGACCGUAUUGAAGAUGUUAUCCAGGCUUGCUUUGAGGGAAACCCGUUCAAGACUGUUCCAGGACCUUUCAAGCUUUUCUGGCGGUGCAUGCGUUCUAAACCUGGAGAGGAACCAACUGAGCCGUUUACAUAUUUAGAUUUGGAUCCUCCAAAGAGAGAGUCAAAUACCGUGAAACUUGAGUAGUGCCACUUUCGCAAAUGGUUCCAGGACAACUGUGGCAUUGCAUGGUCUUAUUGUGGUUUCAACUUUUUCAUCCAUGUCGUGGAUGGUUUAUGCGACGAUUAUAUGUAAUUAAAUUGUCUUUGUUGCUUACUUCGCCUUGCAAAAUAGACAUCCAUUGCCUAUGUUCUGCACGUUGAUGUACUUGCCCAAUAAAACAUGGCGGGGUUCUUUUUUGAAUUAUAUACAUGAUAGUCUAUUGAUUACUUGUUUAAUGUCAUAAGUUCCACUAGUUUAUGUUUAGAUGGAAUAGGUUUUUGGUUUCA